Petromyzon marinus (sea lamprey) is the source of this 2072-nucleotide messenger RNA. RefSeq names its product adenosine deaminase tRNA specific 3 (gene ADAT3). Gene Ontology annotation, biological process: tRNA wobble adenosine to inosine editing. The record is from RefSeq and is a predicted model, not a curated record. Gene Ontology annotation, molecular function: tRNA-specific adenosine-34 deaminase activity. Gene Ontology annotation, cellular component: nucleus; cytoplasm. NCBI's taxonomy places the organism in Eukaryota, Metazoa, Chordata, Hyperoartia, Petromyzontiformes, Petromyzontidae.
CCACCACCACCAGCAGCACCACCAGCAGCAGCAGCACCACCACCACCACCAGCAGCAGCAGCGUCGUCCUCGCUGACCCCGGAAGCAAAACCGCCCUCCCGCUUCCUCUUCCCAGCCGCGCCGUCCCCACGUGCGGAGCGGAGCCGCCGCUCGAGAAGAGGCGAGAGGGGGAGGUCUACGAGGCGAGCCCGGCGUGACACAAUUCCCCGCAGCACUGAAGAGGUCGGCAGUGAUUGUGGGGCACUGAGACGCCGCAACUCAUCUCCCCGUUCCGAUAACACGGCGGUUGCAGGUACUAGCUGGUGGUGGUGAUGUUAUAGAGAAAACGAGGUAGCGCAGCUUCUAGCGCCCGGCCACGACGCUCACCCGCAGAUGUAAAUGGAGCCAGAACCGAAGAAGCAGAGGACGGAUGAGGAGGGUGCGGCGAGGUGGCGCGCCGUCCCCGUGCUCGCCGACCACCUCGUCGGGAACGAGGUGCCGACGCAGCCCGCAUACGCCGCCCCCAUCCUGGACAAGCGCGCCACCGCGCGGCUCAUCGCCGCCGUGUGCCGCCUCUACCCGCUCGAGGGUCUGCAGCACCUGAAGAGGGUGCGCGGCACACUCGACACGUCCAAGGCGCACGGCCUGGAGAUCCUGCUGUGCCUGACGCGCGACCUGCCAGCCAACCACAAGCAGCCGGUCCGCCUGGCCGACGUAAUCCCCGACGACGGCAGCUUCGCCGAGUACGCGGCGCUGGGCCUGCCGUUCGGUGUGCUAGUGCCUCAAAGCCCCCCGCUGACGCGGCCGCAGUUCGAGUUCGCCUCCCGCUGCUGGCCGUGCUCCUUCCACGAGCGCAAGCGGCUGUCGCUGCUGCUGAGCGGCCGACCGUUCGACGACGCCGACAAGCGGCGAAUGGAGGCGCACAUGGGCCGCGCGCUGCAGGCUGCCAGGGCCGGGCUGGCGCGUGGCACGCGGCCCGUCGGGGCCGCCGUGGCGGACCCCCGCACGGGCGAGGUGGUGGCCGUGGCCCACGAUUGUUGCUCGCCUGAGCGGCCGCUGCACCACGCGGUCAUGGUCGCCGUGGACCUGGUGGCGCGCGGCCAAGGCGGCGGCGCCUACUCGUACGACGAGUACCCGGACUGCGUGUGCGUCGGUGCCGGUCGAGGGGGAUCGGCCGGCACGGAGGACGAUCGCGGCACGACUGAGGUCGCGGGGGGCGGAGGUCAUGACCCGCGGACUCCGUCGGAGGAGGAGCCGUACUUGUGCACGAACCUGGACGUGUUUGUGACGCGCGAGCCGUGUGUCAUGUGCGCCAUGGCACUGGUGCACUCUCGCGUACAGCGGGUUUUCUACGGCACGCCAUCGCCGGACGGCGCCCUGGGCAGCGCCUACAAACUGCAUGCCAACGACAACCUCAACCACCGCUUCGAGGUCUUCCGCGGCGUGAUGGAGGAGGAGUGCAGACAGCUGAGCUCUGAGAUCAGUUGAGCCCGUGGCUCAUGCACGUUGGCACCAGGCUAUUAAAUCUUACUGCUCUUUCAUUUAGUAAUCGGCAUAUUCACGUUUCAUGGCCAGGCAACAUUGCACUCUUGAGCUCUCUGUUGUGUGUUUCAGGUUGUAAUGUGUGUUGAUCGACACAAUGUCUGAUGUUUUGCUCAACAUUGGGAGCGAAAUUUCAGACAUCUUGCCAAACAACACACUAUACACCCCAAAUAACACAUUUUGGAGUGGAGUCUCAUUAUCAGCCCUGGUGGUUAUUGAGUGCCUCACAAGUGCUGAAUAGAAAGCAAUUAGCAGACUUUCUUACCCUCGUGUUUAGGAAGUACUGAAGUGCUCCCGAUCACAAAUCUUUUCGCGACCGAUGGCAAUAAGUGGGAGCUGAUGAUUUUUAUUGCGUAUUUUAAUGAAUGUGCAGCAGAUGUGCUUUGUCAGUUGUCGGUUUUACAAAACACCUGAAUGGAAUGAGAUCUCAGUGUUGCACACUCGAAAUGAAGGACGUGGGCAGGUGCUCCAAAUCGAGGGCAAACACAUUUAUUGUGGUUAAUCUGUAAAAUGCAACAGCAUGUGGUGUCACACACAGCAAUCUUCACUGA